Saprolegnia parasitica CBS 223.65 is the source of this 1440-nucleotide messenger RNA. Its product is annotated as serine/threonine protein kinase. Bases 40 to 1440 code for a protein of 466 amino acids. The transcript has 4 exons. Gene Ontology annotation, molecular function: protein kinase activity; ATP binding. The record is from RefSeq and is a predicted model, not a curated record. NCBI's taxonomy places the organism in Eukaryota, Oomycota, Saprolegniomycetes, Saprolegniales, Saprolegniaceae. Gene Ontology annotation, biological process: protein phosphorylation.
GAAGCAAUUUGCUGCUUACACGACGCACUCGAAAAGGUCAUGGCGAGCGUCCUCGCGUCGACCUGCGCCCAGCGCACGGCGCUCUUCGCCAAGUCGCUCGACGCGCUCUCUUCGUACAGCGUCUGCUCCAUCGUGAAGCAGCUUGGCGCCAACAAGUUUGAUUCGAAAGCGCUCCAGAGCAACGACUGCAAGAAGCCGGCGUGCGUGAGCGUGCUCGAGUCGUUCAAGUCGACGUUUGUCGGCUGCAUGCUCACAGACAUUGCCGACGUGGCGUCCGUCGACAUGGCGCGACUGAAGAGCUACUGCGGCGGCAUUGAUGCGUCCUAUGCGCCGGGCGCAGCGUCGCCGCAGCCGCUGCCUGAAGCGCCACCGCAAGACGCGGCCGUCGACAGCCCCAUGCGCGGUGGCCUCAGUACGACGAUCAUCAUUGCCAUCACAUGCGUUAUCAUCGCUGCGAUCGUCGUCGCCGGCUACGUCUAUUUGCGCAUUCGACGCGGCGCGGCCUCGGCGACCUUGUACACGUCGCCACCUCCGAUGCAGACAAGCAGCGAUCCAUAUGCGUCCGUGCUAAAGCACGGAAACGCCGGGUCGCAGUCCAACACGCGGACGAGCGAAAGCAGUGCAUCGAAUCCUGGCGCUGACGCCUCGACCUUGGACUUGUGCGAUCUCGACCUGUACCGCAUCUCACCGCGCGACGUCACGCUGGACAAGUCGCUCGCUCAAGGUGCGUAUGGUGAAGUGUGGCUCGGCACCCUCGAUGGACACACGGUUGCCGUCAAGAAGCUUUUGAACCACCGGCGAACACGGGACGAGCUGCAAAAGUUCAUUUACGAGAUUGCGCUCGUCGCCAAGAUGGAGUCGCGCUACGUCGUCCAGUUUAUCGGCGUCGCGUGGACGCGCCCGAGCGAUAUGAUGCUCGUGACCGAAUACAUGGAUGCUGGGGACCUCCGCAACCUCCUCCAAGCGACGGCGACGACCCGCACGUUCACAUGGACCAAGAAGCCAAAGGUCAUUCACCGCGACCUGAAAUCGCGCAAUGUGCUCCUCAACACCAAGAUGGACGCCAAGUUGACGGAUUUCGGCGUCUCGCGCGAGACAGACGACGCGACCAUGACGCCGGCAUGGCACGUGCUCCAAGACGGCCACUACACCGAGUCGGCCGACGUAUUUUCGUUUGGCGUGAUCCUCGCCGAGCUCAGCAACGAGAUUGUGCCCUACUCGGACUUGCGAAAUGUCAACGGCAACCCGUACACGGACACGGCGAUCAUGGCCAAGGUCAUGGUGGGCGAGCUCCAGCCGACGUUUGCGCCCGACUGCCCUCCUUGGUUUCGCGACCUGGGGCUGCAGUGCAUGAGCCGCCACCAUGCCGAUCGGCCCACCGCCAUGGAAGCCUCGUUCAAAAUACAGACGGAGCUCCGGCUACUCAAGUCGUCCUCAUAG